AAUUAAAAUAAUUAUAAAAUGAAGUUAACAAAGACGGUUCUAGAAUUUUUAAAAAAAUAUUGUACAGGGACUAAUGAUGUAGUCAAAUCAUCAAAAAAUUUAAAAGAUAUGAAAACUAUGAAUGAAAUAUCAGUUUUUAAAACUAUUACAAAUGAUGAUAUACUUAAUUUCUCAAAAUUAACUAGUGAUUACAAUACAGUACAUACUGGUUCUGCAAAUAAUCUUGUACAUGGCGCUCUUCUUAAUGGUUACCUAUCAGCAGUAAUUGGUACAAAAUUACCAGGUCCAGGAACAUUAGUACUAGAACAAAGUAACAGAUACCCAAAACCAUGUUAUGCUGGAGAUGAAAUAGAAUUUAAAGUGCGAAUUGUUUCUAUGAGGAAGAUUAUUACAUGCGAAUAUAUUUGUAUUGCAAAUAGAGAAAAAGUAGUUUUAAUAGGAGAUGCAAAACUUAUGAAAAAAUCAUGAAAUAUUAAUGCUCUAUUUUACAAUCAUGGUCUUUAUUAAAAGAAAAUGUUGUUUGUUAUAUUUGUUCAUGUUUCAAGAUUUUGUAUGUUUAUAAAUAAAAAGCAAAUCAUCUUAUAAAAAGAA
Messenger RNA from Megalopta genalis, 591 nucleotides. The record is from RefSeq and is a predicted model, not a curated record. Lineage: Eukaryota; Metazoa; Arthropoda; Insecta; Hymenoptera; Halictidae.